This is a messenger RNA of Sphaeroforma arctica JP610, 1526 nucleotides long. RefSeq lists its product as hypothetical. Lineage: Eukaryota; Ichthyosporea; Ichthyophonida. The coding region runs from base 51 to 665 and encodes 204 amino acids. Gene Ontology annotation, molecular function: serine-type endopeptidase activity. The record is from RefSeq and is a predicted model, not a curated record. Gene Ontology annotation, biological process: proteolysis. The transcript has 3 exons.
AGGUUUUGGACAGAGAGGGGGCUGGGUCUUCGCUCAAUAUUCUCCUGGGAAUGACAUGGCUAUACGGCGUCGUCAGUCGUCAAAAUCCUCGAAGACCCACAAUCAUCAACCUGUCGCUGGGUGGAGAGUACAGCGACACCAUGAACCAAUAUGUCCAGACAAUGGCCGAGAUCGGCAUUCUCGUGGUGACUGCGUCGGGCAACAGUAACAGUGACGCGUGCCUGGAGAGUCCUGCGAGUGCUGCACUGGCCAUCUCCGUCGCCUCGUCCGGGCGCACGGAUGAGUUCAGCAGCUUCAGCAACUGGGGUGCGUGUGUGGAUGUAAUAGCCCCGGGAGAGAACAUCCUCAGUGCGUCGUACACGGGAGAGGGUGCGUUGAUUAAGAGUGGAACGUCACAGGCGUGUCCGUUGGUGGCGGGGUUGGCGGCUAUCUUCUGGGAGAGCAGUCUGCGCAAUGGCACUAAUGUUACUAUACAGCAGCUGGCCGAGACUAUGAAAAACAAUGUGAACACCAACCUCAUCACCAACACGCCAGAGGGCACCGUUAAUAGCUUAGCCCAUGCCAGUGCCUGUUCACAGCCACGCGUUAACUCAGCCGUGCGUAUGCCCAUGUCUGUGGGACUGUUUGUGGCUGCGGCCCUUGUCUCUGUAGCACUGCUGGCGUAGUGUUAGUACUGUCCCUGUCACUCGCAUUGGCCUGCUGCACGGGUGAGCACUCGCUGCCGUUCUAUGCUGCUCGGUGGUGUGUGUGUUGUGGGUGUGGGUGUGAUCACGCUUCGUCAACCUGUGCGUGCUAAUGGCAGAUGGUGUGCACACGCACCCGAGAAAAUCCAUUGGCGGUCGUGUCUAUCCUGACAGUACAUUUAUAACCCGUGAGAAUGAACCAUGCUGAGUGCGUUGAGCUGCAAGGGAAGAGUCUCCGAGUGCAUGUGUAUGCCCCAAGCACUCGCUGUGGCAUUGAUGGUCUGUUCCCUGAACGCCACAGUAGCUUGGCACGGCCAUCUUGGUUGACAAUAGUCACCGAGUCUCUCACUAGAGGUGAUUAGUCCCAACUGAUUCGUAUGAGAUUGAUUCCUGUCACCUGUCAUUAAUAUACACUGUCUUGACCUGUCAUGAAUUGACACUGUCUUGACCUGUCAUGAAUUGACACUGUCUUGACCUGUCAUGAAUUGACACUGUCUUGACCUGUCAUGAAUUGACACUGUCUUGACCUGUCAUUAAUUGACACUGUCUUGACCUGUCAUGAAUUGACACUGUCUUUGCAUGAGCUGCAAUGACUGCAAGCGCAACUGUGCACAGCCACAGCUUCUGAGUAUGCCUGUAGGCGUCACAUGCCACUGUGAGUGUGUCUGUGGACCUCACUUGCAAAGGUUGCGAUGCUUUGGCCGGCGCUCACAGUGUAGUUCGUACACACCCGAAAGCCUUCGGUAGGGAUUACUACAUUGAGCGUCCAGUAGUGAUUACCAAAUAAAACCUUCAUUUAUUACGUCCUUUCCAUUAGCCUUGGGAAGGAAUGGAUUAUUACGC